AUGACCGCCUCACCACCCACAUCACCUUUACAAUCAUCAGCAUCAGCAUCAUCCAACUCAUCACGCGACACUACUUGUGGAUUGCCUUUUCCCACCGAGGAAGAUGUCGACGAACGUCUCGAAAUGAUCAAUCAGCUCAAAUACUUUUUGGCAACAGCACCAAACGAGUGGGAUGUGCCUGCCAGUGAACCACCUAUCAAACGUCAUAUUCUUCCUUCGGGCAACGGAGAUGCCAUUUCUUGUGUCCAAUGGAAGUGUGCCUUUUUCAUCUCGGGCACCGAUAUUGUACGAAGCCUUGUCUUUCGCUUUCAUGCAUUUGGUCGCCCCGUACAGAAUCUCAAAAAGUUCGAGGAAGGUGUCUUUAGCGAUUUGCGUAAUCUGAAGCCUGGCACAGAUGCAACACUCGAAGAACCCAAGUCGCCAUUCCUUGAUUUGCUAUACAAGCACAACUGCAUUCGCACACAAAAGAAGCAAAAGGUGUUUCAUUGGUAUGCUGUUCCUCAUGAUCGACUCUUUCUUGAUGCUCUGGAACGUGACCUCAAGCGUGAAAAACUUGGCUUCGAACCAACAUCGAUGGCUGUUGCCAACCCUGCUAUUUCCAUUUCCUUGGAUACCACUCAAGCCAUGUUUGACGAGUUCCGAAAGCACUUGUUGAGCGACCUUGACUUGGAUGCAUGUUUCGCCAACGACAAUAAUAGCAAUACCACCACCACUACUACCAGCAACAGCAAUAGCCCAAGGUGCACAUUUUCGCCACAUUCAACAUCAGAUGAUCAACCCAUCAUGCUGCCUCGUCCACUUUCAUCAUCCCAUUCUGCACCACUUUUAUCAACAACCACCACCAAUAGCACUGCUACGACACCAAGUUGGCAACAUGAUUCAAUGUCAUCAGCAUCAACAUCACCCGUAUUACGCAAGGCAUCCAGUGUAUUUGGUCACUUUUCAUUGUUUGAGGGAUCACCUACCUACAAGCAACGUCGUCGGCGAACCACUUCUUCAUCUCAUGCAAGCUAUACUCGAGCACAGGAUCGAUACUAUAGUCAUCAUCAUCAUCACCAUCAUCAUCAUCAACGACAUCGUGCCAGCGAUUUAGUGGAUGAUCCUGCAUCUCGACUAUAUACUUGCCCUCUUGGUUCAUGUGGGAAACUAUUCAAGCGACUUGAGCAUCUUAAGCGGCACCUUCGUACACACACCAUGGAACGCCCAUAUCUGUGCAGCCUAUGUGGCAAACGAUUCUCUCGCUCCGACAAUCUUGCUCAGCACAAAAAGACGCAUGAACGCCGACAACGACCUUUUACACGCGCUGAUGGACAUGAUCACAAUGGUGGUGGCAACAGCAGCAACAGCAGUGAUCAUGAUAAUGACAAACGAGGCAGCGAUGGUGGCAGUGGCAAUAACAAGGAUGAUACCCGAGAGGAUCCUACAGCGGCACCACCACCCACAACGGCAGCAGCAGCUUAUGGCACGACUGGUUUCUAUUACAGUGACACAACAAACAACAACAACAACAACAACAAAUUGGGCGUUUGGACCAAUUUCUCAUCAGCAGCAUCCUCUUGCUACUCAUCACCCACCGUGGAUACCCCCAUCCCAUCUUGCUCUUCUUCAUCAACAACCACCACUGCAUGCUCAUUUUGGGAUCAACAGCAACAACAACAACAACCUUUGCCUCAGAUCAAGACCGAAUGGCCCCAAUGGUAUGAUGUACCCAUGGACUACGACUUGACUUACAACACCUUUGAUGACAAUGUUUACUUUGAACCCUUUGCUACUUCUACCAUUCGUCCCACAGAUGCACUCAUUCAUUAUUAA
This is a messenger RNA of Lichtheimia ornata, 1812 nucleotides long. RefSeq lists its product as uncharacterized. Gene Ontology annotation, molecular function: DNA-binding transcription factor activity. Gene Ontology annotation, cellular component: nucleus; Tec1p-Ste12p-Dig1p complex; Ste12p-Dig1p-Dig2p complex. The coding region runs from base 1 to 1812 and encodes 603 amino acids. Gene Ontology annotation, biological process: regulation of DNA-templated transcription; sexual reproduction. NCBI's taxonomy places the organism in Eukaryota, Fungi, Mucoromycota, Mucoromycetes, Mucorales, Lichtheimiaceae. The transcript has a single exon. The record is from RefSeq and is a predicted model, not a curated record.